CUCUUCUUUACUAACCGCUGCGUCUGUUGGGUGGGUCACCAACUUCUGUUUCUCCUGCAAUGCUACGUUGCGUGUUGGCCUGAGCGUGGUUUAGGCGUGCACAUGGCAGGGCAGCAGCGGGCGGAAUAAAGAACUACGGGUGCCUCAAUAUGGACCAUUUCGCGCAGCCGACGCUUCUGUAAACAAGUGAGAUUUACGCGAUAUGCGAUAAUGGUCGGGGUGCCAGGUCGCUCCAAGGGCUGUGCAACAUGCAGGAGAAGGAAGAAGGGUUGUGAUCUAAAACGUCCCACUUGCGGUCAGUGUCUUCAGCGUCAGGUGUAUUGUGAAGGUUACGAACCCGACCGCGUUUUCGUCACCAGCAAGUAUCUUGCAUCCCCUCCAGCCAGAUUGAAGGACUGUCAAGGUGCCACAUUGGAUCUCGUCGCAUUUUCGGCCUCUACUUAUCAAGUCCUUCUUCCCACUCUUGCGCGAACCGCGUUCAGAACGCAAAGCGUGGAGUCCGUAUUCAAACUGUUUCCUUCGCCCCACGAUGCGCGAGGCUCAUUGUUGAUCAAACAGCUAUCUCAAGUUCUGGCAUCUUCAAAUGCUCGAGAAGAGGCACUUCGUCAAACGAUCUUUGCCCUUGGCUUAGUCACACUUGGAAAAGAAUCAAAUGAUGAGGUCAUACUCUACAAAGGCCGAGCAUUAUACGGUAGAGCGCUCCGUGAGCUUAAUUCAACGCUUUUAAGUUCUAGGGCGCAGAUUGAAUCAUUGCUUAUAACGACGAGGCUAAUGGGUCUCUUUGAAAUACUCUAUGGUGCGGAUGAAAGCGCGUGCACGCAGACUCAAGAUUGGACAAGUCAUGCUCACGGAGAAGUCGCUUUGAUCAUUUCAAGAGGAGCUGAGGCUUUUACAGAGGGGACUGCGCAUGCUCUGUUCACGCUGGCACGAUAUAGUGCUGUCGUCAUCGGUAUUCGAUCUCGAAAAAAUAUCGUUUUCAACGAAGAGGCUUGGAAGACAAUUCCGUGGCGAGGGAGAGAGAAGACCGCAAGCGACACCAUCGUGGAUAUUCUUCUGGAGCUUCCGGAGAUACUCGAAGGACUGGAUAAUCUCAAUCACAUACCACCAGAUGACUGUUGUAACAAAACAAGGCUGGCUAUAGCAGAGAAGUGUUGGACUGUGCAUCGCAGUUUGAUCGCGUGGGCUGUAGUAAACUCACACCUGAUCUACACACCUGACACCUGGAAGCCAAUUCCUAUCAAGUUUCCCAACUUAUACGUGGCGUCGAUCUCAUCUCUUGAUUGUGUCUUACGCUCCCCCGUCCAACAAUUCGCCCGCCUUAUAACACGGUCUAUGCCCUGGCUUCUAAGGAAGGACAACGGCGCACUUGGCCCCUACACUGCGUUAUUUCCACUUAGUACAGCUAUCAUGUACAUGCAGCAAAGCGAGAUACCAGAUCCUGAUUAUAUGAAGCUGGUGUUCGCCGCCUGGAGCAACCCUGGAUUGCCAAGCUGUAUCAAGAUGAUCCUAGCUAGAUCAAAUCACAAAGGCUAG
Molecule: messenger RNA, 1533 nt
Organism: Boeremia exigua
Lineage: Eukaryota; Fungi; Ascomycota; Dothideomycetes; Pleosporales; Didymellaceae
Exons: 6
Coding region: 211-1533 (440 amino acids)
Biological process (GO): regulation of DNA-templated transcription
Molecular function (GO): zinc ion binding; DNA-binding transcription factor activity, RNA polymerase II-specific
Source: RefSeq, a predicted model, not a curated record